Molecule: messenger RNA, 1494 nt
Organism: Nerophis lumbriciformis (worm pipefish)
Lineage: Eukaryota; Metazoa; Chordata; Actinopteri; Syngnathiformes; Syngnathidae
Source: RefSeq, a predicted model, not a curated record
AUGGACCAAGCCGACAAGAGGAUCACGGAAGAGGUCCGCAACCUGUUUCAUCUUUUUACUUUCUGUCUUCCUCCAGCUCAAAUAGAAGUGAUACCCUGCAAAAUCUGCGGGGACAAAUCCUCAGGAAUCCACUACGGUGUCAUCACCUGUGAAGGAUGCAAGGGCUUCUUUCGACGCAGCCAGCAGAACAAUGCCAUCUAUUCAUGCUCGCGACAGAGAAACUGCCUGAUUGAUCGGACCAAUCGCAACCGCUGUCAGCACUGCCGACUGCAGAAGUGUCUUGCUUUGGGCAUGAGUCGUGACGCGGUCAAGUUCGGCCGCAUGUCCAAGAAGCAGCGCGACAGCCUGUACGCAGAGGUCCAGAAGCACCAGCAGUCCCAGGAGUGUGCCGGCCUGGCGGCCCGGGAAGAUAACAACAACCUCGGCGACCACGGACGCACUUACAGAAGAGUGUCCAGCACCACGCUCAGCGACCUGGAGGACUUCACCACGCUGCCCGAUGGUCUUCUCUUCAACCUGCCGUUGACGCCCGAAGACGGAGGCGGCGAGUACGGCAACCUGGACAUGUUCGCCGGCAGCGCGGGUAGUGGCUCGUCUUCUCAGAGUUCUCCGGAACAGACCAACUUGGACUUUGCGGAGGCCAACCACAGCAUCAAGCACGAGUACCAGCUGUUGCACGACUCUGGGCUCUUUUCGCACGCCAUCCUCAACCCACUGCCCGAAGGAUGCUCACUGCUUGAACUCGAACACAUAACUCAGUGUGUGGUGAAGUCCCAUAUAGAGACGAGCCAGUAUAGUACAGAGGAGUUGAAGAGAAUGGCGUGGUCCACAUAUAGCAUGGAAGAGACACGAAUGUACCAAACUAAGUCAGCUGAGGUGAUGUGGCAACAGUGUGCCGUUCACAUUACCAACGCCAUCCAGUACGUGGUGGAGUUUGCCAAGCGCAUCUCUGGCUUUAUGGACUUGUGUCAGAAUGACCAGAUUAUCCUCCUCAAAGCAGGCUGUAUGGACGUCCUUUUAAUCAGAAUGUGUCGAGCGUACAACCCCAUCAAUAACACAUUCCUGUUUGAUGGAAGGUUCGCUCCUGCUCACUUCUUUAAAGCACUUGGGUGUGAUGACCUUGUGACGGCUGUGUUCGACUUGGCCAAAAGCUUUAGUCGUAUCCAGAUGUCCGAGGAGGAAAUGGCACUUUUUACGGCCGCUGUGCUGCUCUCACCAGACCGACCCUGGUUGACAGAUGUACAACAGAUCCAGAAGCUUCAGGAGAAGGUCUAUGUCGCCCUCCAGCGUUGCUUACAAAAAGGCGGGGCAUCAGAGGAGAAACUCGCAAAGAUGGUGUCCAAGCUUCCCAUCAUGAAGUCCAUUUGCAAACUCCACAUCGACAAACUGGAGUUCUUCCGUCUCGUCCAUCCCGAGACGGCGUACACCUUCCCGCCGCUGUACCGUGAGGUGUUUGGCAGCGAAAUUACGUUUCCAGACUCAACAGAGGGCUAA